Molecule: messenger RNA, 468 nt
Organism: Olea europaea var. sylvestris
Lineage: Eukaryota; Viridiplantae; Streptophyta; Magnoliopsida; Lamiales; Oleaceae
Product: RING finger protein 215-like
Exons: 2
Coding region: 1-468 (155 amino acids)
Source: RefSeq, a predicted model, not a curated record
AUGCGACAGCCAGUACCUGAUUCUCCUCCAAGCUACUAUGAGCCACAGUACUCACCAACCUCUGAGCUGGAGUCGAACUUUACAAAAGAAGAACAAGAAAAGGCCUUGAAUAAGCUGAGAAAAGUAAUGAUUAAUCCGCAUCUGAGUAAUAUAGUGAGGAGAAUGGAAAUGAAGUAUAAGACCGAUGGCAAAAACCAAUCCAGCGGAAGUGGUAAUUUUCAGGACGAUGAUGGUAAAAGGUGUGCCAUUUGCUUGGAUGAUUUUGACUCUGAACAGUAUGUGCUGCUCACUCCGUGCAAUCAUAUGUUUCAUGAGGAAUGUAUUGUGCCAUGGGUGAGGAGCCAAGGGAAGUGCCCCGUUUGUAGAUUUGUGAUUUCUGAACGAAAUGCAUCGUCCGAAAACAAUAGCAGGCGCGCAGCACUUGAAAGGGAUUUGAUGUCAAUUAUAUGGGAAUUCAGAGCUCUUUAA